Molecule: messenger RNA, 1038 nt
Organism: Penicillium oxalicum
Lineage: Eukaryota; Fungi; Ascomycota; Eurotiomycetes; Eurotiales; Aspergillaceae
Exons: 2
Coding region: 1-1038 (345 amino acids)
Source: RefSeq, a predicted model, not a curated record
AUGGCCUCUUUCAAAAGCCUCGGAAACUCGCAUUCGGGUAUUCUUCAUGAAUAUGCGCCCAGACUUGUAGCCUUUGAGUUUACGUCUCCCGCAGACAAGAUCAGCAAACCGAAUAGUCUGAUAUUCAUCGGUGGAUUGACCGAUGGCUUUUGCACAGUCCCAUAUGUCUCUAAACUGGCGAAGGCCCUGGAAAAGACUGAUUGGUCGCUGUUCUCCAUUCUUCUGACAUCCUCAUAUAAUGGCUUCGGGACCAGCAGCCUUGACAAGGACGUCGAGGAGAUCGGCAAGUGCGUGCACUUCGUCAAAGAGCUGAAGGCCGCAAGAAUGCCCGGGGCUUCUGAAAACAUCAGGAAGAUAGCGAUCAUGGGCCACUCGACUGGUAGUCAAGAUGUUCUGCACUAUCUCUAUAUGCCCAAUCCGCUCCCCAAACCUGAUUUCGACAUCGGGCUUGAAUACCUCAUCCGCCCAAAGAUAAAUGGUGCAAUUAUGCAGGCUGCCGUGUCAGAUCGAGAAGUCAUUCUGGAUGUCCUCAAGUCGGCAAACCACCAAGGUGAAGUGGCAGGUGCUUACAGACAACUGGUGAACGCCGCCAAGACGUUGCCUUGGACCCAGGAUGGGAAAGAUUCAAUCCUCCCGAUGAAUUUGACCGCCCUGCUUGGAUUGCCAGGAGACGCACCACUCAGUGCUCGAAGGUUCCUCAGCCUAGCCAGCCCGGACAGCCCGGCAGCCCCCUCGGAAGAUGACCUUUUUAGUUCCGAUCUGAGUGACGAUCGUCUGGGGCAGACUUUUGGGUGCGUUGGCACCCGGGGACUGUUAGAGUCUAAGCUAUGCGUUCUACAAUCAGGCGAGGAUGAAUUUUGUCCCUCCUGGAUCGACAAGGAAGCCUUGAUGAAGCGCUGGAAACAUGCAAUUGAGGCUGGCGGCGCCGAAUGGGAUACAGAGGUCAGCGGCGUCGUACCUGGUGCCAGCCACAAUGUCCAGGACAACGGCCAGGAGGAUCUGAUUGAACGCGUUCUACGCUACUUGAAGAGCCUUUGA